UCUGCUUCCAACGACACCCAUUUCCACAACAAAGAAGCUCGCUUCCGUGGGACCACCUCCCCUCGGCGCAACCGGGAGGAGCAGUGGGCGAGGAACCUGCUGUCCCCGAGGGCUGCCCCGAUUCCUAGCUCAGGAGCUGUCCGCGAGUCCCGUAAAAGCAACAGAGGCGGCCAGCACAGCGCGAUCCGGUGUGGUGUCCCUUCGCCCGGCCGAGGGCACUCAUUUUCGUGUCCUUCCACCGUUCCCGGGCGGCGUCCGGGCGGCUCACCGGGGGCGGCGACGCGACUGCGGUGCGGGCGGCGAGGCUCCGGGGCUAUGAGGUGAGGGCGACCGGGCUCCGGAGGCGGCAGCGCGGCGCCAGGACCCAGGACGCGAGCCCCGAGGCUGGUGGCUGCCUCUGGGACCCCGCGGCCGCGCGAGAGGCUAGGAGAGAACGUUGAAAUUAUUCUCUAAGCUAUCUGAAGAGAGUGACUAAAUGCACCUGGGUCAGGCUGUCUGUGGGUAUGAAGUGGUUGGGAGAAUCCAAGAACAUGGUGGUGAAUGGCAGGAGAAAUGGAGGCAAGUUGUCUAAUGACCAUCAGCAGAAUCAAUCAAAAUUACAGCACACGGGGAAGGACACCGUGAAGGCGGGCAAAAACGCAGUCGAGAGGAGGUCAAGCCGCUGUAAUGGUAAUUCAGGAUUCGAAGGACAGAGUCGAUAUGUACCAUCUUCUGGAAUGUCUGCCAAGGAACUCUGUGAAAAUGAUGACCUAGCAACCAGUUUGGUUCUUGAUCCCUAUUUAGGUUUUCAAACACACAAAAUGAAUACUAGCGCCUUUCCUUCGAGGAGCUCAAGGCAUUUUUCAAAAUCUGACAGUUUUCCUCACAACAACCCUGUGAGAUUUCGACCUAUUAAAGGAAGGCAAGAAGAACUAAAGGAAGUAAUUGAACGUUUUAAGAAAGAUGAGCACUUGGAAAAAGCCUUCAAAUGUUUGACUUCAGGCGAAUGGGCGCGGCACUAUUUUCUCAACAAGAACAAAAUGCAGGAGAAAUUAUUCAAGGAACAUGUGUUCAUUUACUUGCGAAUGUUUGCAACUGACAGUGGAUUUGAAAUAUUGCCUUGUAAUAGAUAUUCAUCAGAACAAAACGGAGCCAAAAUAGUUGCAACGAAAGAGUGGAAACGAAAUGACAAAAUAGAAUUACUGGUGGGUUGUAUUGCCGAACUUUCAGAAAUUGAGGAGAACAUGCUACUUAGACAUGGAGAAAACGACUUCAGUGUCAUGUAUUCCACAAGGAAAAACUGUGCUCAGCUCUGGCUUGGUCCCGCUGCAUUUAUAAACCAUGAUUGCAGACCUAACUGUAAGUUUGUGUCAACUGGUCGCGAUACAGCGUGUGUGAAGGCUCUAAGAGAUAUUGAACCUGGAGAAGAAAUUUCUUGUUAUUAUGGAGAUGGGUUUUUUGGAGAAAAUAAUGAGUUCUGCGAGUGUUACACUUGUGAAAGACGGGGAACUGGUGCUUUUAAAUCCAGAGUGGGACUGCCUGCGCCUGCUCCUGUUAUCAAUAGCAAAUAUGGACUCAGAGAAACAGAUAAACGUUUAAAUAGGCUUAAAAAGUUAGGUGACAGCAGCAAAAAUUCAGACAGUCAAUCUGUCAGCUCUAACACUGACGCUGAUACCACUCAGGAAAAAAACAAUGCAACUUCUAGCCGAAAAUCUUCAGUUGGUGUGAAAAAGACCAGCAAGAGCAGAACAUUAACUAGGCAAUCUAUGUCAAGAAUUCCAGCUUCUUCCAACUCUACCUCAUCUAAACUAACUCAUAUAAAUAAUUCCAGGGUACCAAAGAAACUGAAAAAGCCUGCAAAGCCUUUACUCUCUAAGAUAAAAUUAAGAAAUCAUUGCAAACGGCUGGAGCCGAAGAGUGCUUCGAGAAAACUUGAGAUGGGAAACUUAGUACUUAAAGAGCCUAAAGUAGUUCUGUAUAAAAAUUUGCCCAUUAAAAAAGAAAAGGAGCCAGAGGGACCAGUACAAGCCGCCAUGGCUAGUGGGUGCUUAACGAGACAUGCAGCGCGAGAGCACAGGCAGAGCUUUGGGCGCGGCGUCUCCCCUCGCGGGGAGGCCGCUCCCGGCACGUACACCACCAGACGGUCCGUGCGGACGAGAAUGAAUUUGAAGGAGACCUCUGACAUCAAGCUUGAACCAAAUACGCCGGAUGGCUAUAAAAACAGCUUGUCGGAACCUUGCCCAGACAGUGGCGAGGAACCAUCUCCUGUGACACAGCAGGAAGAACUGGCGCGUGAAACUGCACAAAAGGGGGAAGCAGAGUGUCCUAAGAGUGACAGCAGCAUUGCAAAAAAGAAGUCACGCCAAGGAAAACUUGUGAAACAGUUGGCAAAAGCAGACGAAUCCACUCUCCUGCAUGAUGUCCCCGGGCAGGCCGGGGGGGUGCCAGAUGUGACGGGGUCCCACCCUGACCCGGACGAGCACAGCGGCAUGGAGGGUGUGCCCGGCAGCUACGUGGACUGGGCCCCUUCACCUGUGGAUGGGUCAGUUGUGACGUCAGACGGCUUCAAAACAAAAGACAGCUUCAGAACUGCAAAAAGUAAAAAGAAGAGGCGAAUCACAAGGUAUGAUGCACAGUUAAUCCUGGAAAAUAACUCCGGGAUCCCCAAAUUGACUCUCCGUAGGCGCCAUGAUAGCAGCAGCAAGACAAACGACCAAGAGAAUGAUGGAAUGAAUUCUUCAAAAAUAAGCAUCAAGUUAAGUAAAGACCAUGAAAACGAUAACAAUCUCUAUGUAGCAAAGCUUAAUAAUGGAUUUAACUCAGGAUCAGGCAGUAGUUCCACGAAACUGAAAAUCCAGCUAAAGCGGGACGAGGAGAGCAGGGGGACGUAUACAGAGGGCCUUCAUGAAAACGGGGUGUGCUGUAGUGACCCUCUUUCUCUCCUGGAGUCGCAGAUGGAAGUCGAUGACUACAGUCAGUAUGAGGAAGAGAGUACAGACGACCCGUCCUCUUCGGACGCAGACGUGGAAGAGGACGAGUAUGACGAUGAGUUUGAAGAUGAUUUUAUCCCUCUUCCUCCGGCCAAGCGCUUGAGGCUUAUCGUGGGGAAAGACUCAAUCGAUAUUGACAUUUCUUCCAGGAGAAGAGAAGAUCAGUCUCUGAGGCUUAAUGCCUAAGCUCUUGGUCUUCAUUGGACCCAGGGUAACUACUUUAAAGAAAUAAAAAAAAUUCCAGUCCAUUAUUCCUCAACUGAAACAUGUUAGCGGCAGCACUUCUCGUUUCUUCACUUAUCAGCAUAAUACUGUAGAAAGUGUACAGCGUACUGACUCUUCUGAAGUCUGAUUUGUGCAGAUUUUUAUUGUACUUUUUAAAUAGCCUUCUUAUGUGCAAUUCUGAGUUAGAGGUAAAGCCCUGUUGUAAAUUGAAAGGCUCAAGCAAAACUGUACAGUGAUUGCAACUGUCCACACAGGACGUCGAAAACAAUAAUGUGGCUACACAAUUUUUUUUAACCUGAAGAGCAUCAACUGGCUCUUUAAUAUAUGACUAAAUAAUUUAAAACAAAUCAUAGUGACAGCAUAUGAAGGUUUUCUAGUAUAUGCUAAUAUCACCAGCAAUGAUCUUUGGCUUUUUCAUUUAUUUGCUAGAUGUUUUCCCCUUGGAGUUUUGUCAGUUUCACACUGUUUGUGGCCUUGGUUCAAUAGCAGACCAUUGGUUGGGAGUCUGACUGGUUUCUU
This is a messenger RNA of Rhinolophus ferrumequinum (greater horseshoe bat), 3713 nucleotides long. It is a transcript of the gene KMT5B, whose product is annotated as lysine methyltransferase 5B. The record is from RefSeq and is a predicted model, not a curated record. Gene Ontology annotation, molecular function: histone H4K20 methyltransferase activity; protein binding. NCBI's taxonomy places the organism in Eukaryota, Metazoa, Chordata, Mammalia, Chiroptera, Rhinolophidae. Gene Ontology annotation, cellular component: nucleus. The coding region runs from base 504 to 3155 and encodes 883 amino acids. The transcript has 12 exons.